UACUUCUUUGACCAGCCACGUGCAAAUUGUCACACGCACGACACCAUCAACAGACCCGUUUUCACACACACACUGAACAAGGAACGGCUCUUCACCAGCACUAGACAGACAGACAGACAGACGGACACGCUACACACAAACACGUGGGGGGGAGAGGGGCCGUCCACCACAUCACUCCAGUACGUACUGGCAACUGGCAGGCCCGUCGUGCAUGUGCCAAUCGUCCACACACAUCCGCUUGGCAAGGCCCAGGCAUGUGGGUUGUCUCGCCAACCUUCACUCGUGGGACUCUCCAGGCACCGCAGCCAACGUCAGCCAGCCAGCCAGCCGACUGAUGGAGGGAUGGAUGGAAGGACGGACAGCGGGGGCGGAGGGAGGGGGGAGGAGGGGGACGGGGCGGCGCCUUAGAGGGCCACUUCGAUGCCGGCUUCCUUGAAUGUUGUCAUGAUGUCAUCCAUCUGGGGCAACCGACCCUCGCUGAAUCACACACACAUACACAGAAGGGCGAGAAGGCGUCAUUUGGCGACCGCGGUGCACAUCAGUGUUCUUUUUGAAUGCACACCUGAGGCUGGACCACACGAGUUGUCUUCCCUUGUAGAUCUCGAAGGCGUGGGUGGCCGUGAGCGUCGACUGCACCAGAUUGCCGACGAAGAAAAGGACUACGAACGACAUCAUCUUGUUCUGCUGCAACCUGCACACACACACACACACACAGGUGGUCGGUCCGUCUGACUAACAUAUGUGUGUGUGAUGGUUGCCGUACGCGUCGAUGAGUGGUGGUGUUGGGUCCAGCCCGAAGAAUUGACAUAUGGUGGUGCCGGCGAAGACGCAUGCGAACCCAGACAGCUGAACCACCAUGGCUACCGACGCCAUGCUCUUCCGAAGACCGCUCGGCUACACAUACAUACAAUGGAAUCUACCGUUUCGUGCUGUGCUUGCCGUCCGUCCGUCGACGCGCGCGGCGCGCGUGUGUGUGUGUGUGGUCGCCUGGCUGGCUUACUGACUGACCUCGUAAGGGACGCCCCUGACCCGGUAGUUGACGACGGAGCGGGUGUUGAUGAAGUUGGCCACCUGCUGCGCCGCCCCCUUGUACUGUCAGGACUGGCAGUACUGAAUCGUGAUGGUGUCCUCGUCCACGUCAGCUGGUAAAGGGUUGACCGCACGCCAGAAACUCCCAUUCGUACCGAAAUACCCUCCCUCCCCCUCGGUGGCAGUCCCUGGCCUCCUCUCCCUCUGAUCUUCAUCUUUGGGUAAAUGGUGGCGCUCGUGCGGCUGCUGACUUGGUCCUCCUUCUUUGAUGGAGGGCGCUGUGAGAUCCUGCACCAGUCGGUAGGCCACCAGAGCCGCCACAAAGGCAAGGCCGUAGUGGUAUGCUUGCAGCUGCAUAUGCCGAUCUAAGGAUGUCCUGCGGCUACUUCUGAGAGGCCAGCCACGCCCUGAGGCGCGUUUCGGCUCUUCAUUGCUGCGCGAGCU
This is a messenger RNA of Vitrella brassicaformis, 1473 nucleotides long. Lineage: Eukaryota; Vitrellaceae. The record is from the annotation of a GenBank genome assembly.